Molecule: messenger RNA, 1927 nt
Organism: Cyprinus carpio (common carp)
Lineage: Eukaryota; Metazoa; Chordata; Actinopteri; Cypriniformes; Cyprinidae
Product: aristaless-related homeobox protein
Exons: 5
Coding region: 51-1277 (408 amino acids)
Biological process (GO): regulation of transcription by RNA polymerase II
Molecular function (GO): DNA-binding transcription factor activity, RNA polymerase II-specific; RNA polymerase II transcription regulatory region sequence-specific DNA binding
Source: RefSeq, a predicted model, not a curated record
CGAGAGCACCGGGACGCGCGCCCAAUGGAUCACUGGUUUCUGUAGCCUUCAUGAAAGCCAGAGAUAUGAGCAACGAAGCAGAGGGGGAUAAUCCAGACCAAACAAACUGCAAAUGUAAAUCACAUACCCUGUUAUCCUCGUACUGCAUCGACAGUAUUCUAGGAAGGAAAAGUCCCUUAAAAGUUAAAGCAACACCAAACAGUUUGUGGCCCCUUCAACCAGACAUGCACCUGCCGCCGAAGCUCCGCCGCCCCUUCGCCCAGUCCACAAACCACACAAAAGAAAUACAAACAAACGAAAACAAAACAGCUGGCCCACACACACACACAGCUUGUGAAAAAUUAAAAAUUACAGAGGCCUCGCUAGUAAACAUCAGUCGUGCUAGAUCGUACCAGGAACAUGCUUCUCUGCUGUCCUGUAGAGACGCAUCCAGUCCCACACCAAGACCAGAGGAGGAAGAAACCGACAGUGAAAGACUAUGUAGAGAGACAUCUGUGUCUCCAGGUCUAAUGGGACUGCAAGAACGAGAGGCAUAUUUGAAGAACAGUGAGGAAACUACUUUAUCAGUGGGAAGUGACACUGAAGAUGGGAUGUUAAAACGAAAACAGAGGAGAUACCGGACCACAUUUACCAGCUAUCAGCUUGAGGAGCUGGAAAGAGCUUUUCAAAAGACUCACUAUCCAGAUGUUUUCACAAGGGAGGAAUUAGCAAUGAGACUUGAUCUUACAGAAGCACGAGUGCAAGUCUGGUUCCAGAAUCGACGAGCAAAAUGGAGGAAAAGGGAAAAGGCGGGGGUCCAGUCACACACUCUAAGCCUACACUAUACUGGAACCCCCCCUGCUGCACAGUCCUUGUGUCAUUACCUGAGUGGGAAUACUUUUGUCCCAAACCCACAUCCAGCUAUUGAUUCUUCUUGGCCUGCCCCCCUCCAAAGACUGGCUCAGCCUCCCCCAAACCCUGCCUCCCCUCAUGGCUUCAAUGCUGUGUUAGGGGCGGCCAUGUUUAGACAUCCCGCUUUCAUUAACCCCACUUUUGGAAGACUUUUUACAAGCUUAGGUCCAAUGGGACUGCAAAGGAUACCCCUUCCUGCCAUCGAGGGUCCAAUUCAACGCUCCCACCUCACCAACAACCUUCUCUCCUCUUCCCCACCCUUACCUUCAUCUCCAACGGUGGACCUCCGCGCUUCCAGCAUAGCAGCACUGCGUCUCAAAGCAAAGGAGCAUUCUGCUCAGCUGACUCACAUCACUGCUGGAAAGGCUGGAAAAGAGGAGUGCUAAUACUCACUCCCACUUGAGAGAUGGCAAAAGACCAAAGUUAAGCAGACACACUGAUAUCUGGAGAUUUAUUAAUAGAUACAUUAAUAAAAACAUAGGUUUCGGUUUGUGGAAGUUGAGCAUUAGCAUUCUAAAGCUUUUUUCAUUUGUUUAUUGUUGGUUGUUAAAGAGUACUGACUGUUUGUUUUUGUUUGUUUUUUUCAUUAGUGAAUGAUCCUUUUAAGUUAUUUCAUCCUGUUUUGCAUUAGUAAAUUGAUACAACAACCAACAAACAGGCAUACGGGACAAGCUGCUUUUAAUCUGUUACAAAUUUAACACUUUUUCAAGAUUUGUUCUGUAACAGUAAAAAGGAUGUGUUACUCAUGUAUUUAUUCUGCAUCAAACUGUAUUGGGAAUUUUUUAAGGCUGCACUUUCUGCGUUUGCAAAAUAGUACUAAAAUAGUUUUGGUAUGGUUAUGUUGCCAUUACAAUAAGCUUUAUUUAUAUUUUGUUAACCCAAUGAGCCACGAUUCAGGGAAAUAAACAAAAUAUCCAUAUGCUUCUCUUGAUGAAUUAGCCAGGGAAAAUAAGAUAAUGUGAAAGUAAAAAACAGAAACGUUUUGGGUUGUCUUAAAAUUCUUUCUGUAUUUAAUGCUUUAAAUAAAUGGAGGAUG